Molecule: messenger RNA, 3837 nt
Organism: Spodoptera littoralis (African cotton leafworm)
Lineage: Eukaryota; Metazoa; Arthropoda; Insecta; Lepidoptera; Noctuidae
Source: the annotation of a GenBank genome assembly
AUGGCUAAAAUUGUGUUCAAAAUCAACGGGGAAUCGUAUGAAGCGGAUGGAAGAUUCAGUCCUGAUGUAUCCUUGAACGAGUACAUUCGGACUGUGGCAGAGCUGCGUGGCACAAAGGCGAUGUGUCACGAGGGCGGCUGCGGCGCCUGCAUUGUCACUGUACGCGCAGCACUACCUCCCACAAAUGAAAUCAAGACGUUUUCUGUUAAUUCUUGCUUGGUAUCCAUAUUAUCCUGCCACGGCUGGGAGAUAAUCACAGUUGAAGGGAUUGGAAGCAAGAUGACCAGCUACCACGACAUUCAAAGCAGAUUAGCAAAGUUUAAUGGUACACAGUGUGGAUACUGUACCCCUGGAUGGGUCAUGAACAUGUUCAGCAUUUAUGAAAGCAAAAAGAACAAUCUAACAAUGGAAGAAGUAGAAAAUUCGUUUGCAAGUAACAUCUGCAGAUGUACAGGAUACAGACCUAUUGCAGAUGCAUUCAAAACAUUCGCCAAUAAUGUUAGCGAAGAUCUAAUCAACAAACUAGUUGAUUUAGAAGAUUUAUCUACUGUAGAAUGUAAAGGAGAGAAAUGUAACAAGAGAUGUCCUAAGAAAAAUGACACUAAAACUGAUGAUGCCAAGAAAGAUGAAGACUGGUGUGUCAUCGAGAAAAGCAGCAACAAAAUGAUAGUUGUAGACUGUGGUAUGACUAAAUGGUACAAAACUUAUUUAUUGGAUGACGUCUUCAAAGUGAUUAAUAAGAGUAACAAUUAUAAACUAAUCGCCGGAAACACUGGACAAGGAGUCUACCACGUGACCGACUAUCCUCCAAUUUUGAUAGAUAUUUUUAACGUUGUGGAACUCAAGGGCCAUACAAUGGAUGUAAACCUGAUUAUUGGAGCAGGGAUGCCAUUGUCAGAGAUGAUGGAACUCUUUCUUCAAAUAUCGCGAACUAAUGAAGAUUUUAGUUAUUUGAAAGUUUUAUAUGAUCAUAUGGAUCUCGUUGCUCAUUUACCGGUUAGAAAUAUUGGCACAAUCGGUGGUAAUUUAUACUUGAAGUAUCUCAACAAUGAGUUUCAAUCUGAUUUAUUUUUACUUUUCGAAACUGUCGGAGCGAUGAUCACUAUCGCUGAAAGCGUAAGCGCCACGAAAGUGAUGACUUUCAAGAAUUUUUUGAAAGCUGAUAUGAAACGGAAAUUAAUUGUAAACGUAAUGUUGCCACCUCUGUCUACAAAUGCUAAGUUAAAAACGUAUAAGAUAAUGCCGCGGUCUCAGAACGCUCAUGCUGUAGUAAAUGCUGGAUUUUUAUUUAAAUUCAGAAGUAAUUCGAAAUUAUUGGAGAGUGCUACCGUAGUAUACGGCAGCAUAUCUCCAAAAUUUAUUCACGCUACAAAAACUGAAUCUUUGUUAGUCGGGAAAAAUCCUUUUAAAAAUGAAAUUUUGCAAUUAGCUCUCAAAACUUUAAGCAUGGAGAUAUUCCCUGAGGAAGCACCUCCAGAACCUUCAGCUGCCUAUAGGAAGAUGUUGGCUAUAGCUUUGUAUUAUAAGGCUAUUUUAUAUCUAUGCCCAGACGACAAAAUCGAUCCUAAACUAAAAUCAGGUGGUGAAGCUAUAAAAAGACACAUAUCUCAUGGGACACAAGUAUUCGAUACAGAUAAAAGUGUUUGGCCUCUGAAUCAACCAAUAUCAAAACUGGAAGGUUUAGUACAAUGUAGUGGCGAGGCCACAUUUGCUAAUGAUCUGCCGAAACAACCUAAUGAGGUGUUUGCAGCAUUCGUUACUGCUGAUGCCCGACCAGGAAGUGUCAUUAAUGACUUUGAUACAACUGAGGCUUUUAAAGUUCCAGGUGUCCUAGCCUUCUACACGGCCAAGGAUAUACCUGGAAAGAAUACAUUCACACCAACAAACUGUCUUAUAUUAACUGAAGAUGAAGAAGUCCUUUGCUCAAGUCAAAUAAAAUUCUAUGGAGACCCAGUAGGCAUUAUUGUUGCGGACAGAGAAAAAACAGCAAAUAAAGCUGCAAAACUUGUUAAAAUUAAAUACAAAUCUAUCAACAAAAGCAAACCUUUAAUAAAAAUCGAUGAUGUAUUAAAAUCUCCUGAGAAAAAUAAAAGAGUUACUAACAAUAAGAUCGUGGAACCAGAAGAAGUUGGAAAAGACGUGAAAUAUGUGAUCAACGGUGAAUAUAAGGUGGAGUCUCAAUACCAUUACUACAUGGAACCACAAACAUGCGUUGUUCGCCACACAGAAGAUGGACUAGAAGUCACAUCUUCAACUCAAUGGCUUGAUUUGACUAACGUCGCAAUUUCUCAGUUAUUAAAUAAACCAGCUAACAGCAUACAAGUGGUUGUAAGACGAGUAGGUGGAGGCUACGGUGGCAAAAUAACACGUUCAUGUCAAAUAGCCUGCGCAGCGGCCUUAGUUGCUCAUUUACAAGGAAAAACUUGCAGAUUCAUCCUACCUUUGGAAACUUCAAUGAGUGUUAUCGGGAAGCGACUGCCCACUAACUCAAACUUUGAGGUUGGAGUGGAUCAAAACGGCGUAAUUCAGUAUCUUAAAAACGUUUUCUAUCAAGACAAUGGGUGCUCUGCAAAUGAGACAAUCAGUCCGAUCACAGUGAAUCAUUUUUUCAACUGCUAUGACCGCAAGCGAUGGUACGUUGAAGGUAACAGUGUUGCUACAGACACCCCAUCGAAUACAUGGUGCAGAGCUCCAUCUUCAACCGAGGGUUUAGCAAUGAUCGAAUACAUAAUGGAAUACAUUGCUCACAAGACAGGCAAGGACUCAUUAGAAGUCAAAUUAGCCAACAUGGUAAAAGAAGAUAAUCCGAUACCAGACCUAUUAGACCAUUUAAAAAAGGAUUCAAAUUACAACGAAAGGCUGGAAGAAGUUAAACAAUUUAACAUGAACAAUCGUUGGAGGAAACGAGCCUUGAAGAUAAUGCCGAUGACUUAUGAUUUAUUUUAUAUUGGACCUUACAAUUCACUUGUAUCAGUGUAUCACGCUGAUGGGUCAGUUGUUAUAACUCAUGGUGGUGUUGAAAUGGGCCAAGGUAUGAACACUAAAGUUGUUCAAGUCUGUGCCUACACACUUGGUAUACCGAUAGAGAAGAUCAGCAUUAAACCAACUUCGAGUUUCACAUCACCUAAUGCUAUGGCAACUGGAGCUAGCGUUGGUAGUGAAUGCGUCUCGUUUGCUACUAUGAAAGCGUGUGAAACAUUAUUAGAAAGGCUUGCACCUAUAAAAGAAAAAAUGGAUAAGCCAUCGUGGGAGGAACUUAUACAAGAAGCUUAUGCAAAAGGAAUUGAUUUACAAGCUUCAUAUAUGUAUUCAAGUAAUGAUAAUUUAAAACCUUAUGAUAUUUAUGGAGUUUGUGCUCUUGAAGUAGAAGUAGAUAUUUUGACUGGCAAUCAUGAUGUUAGAAGAGUUGAUUUGCUAGAAGAUACUGGAAGGAGUUUAAAUCCAACUAUUGACGUUGCUCAGAUUGAAGGUGCUUUCGUGAUGGGUCUUGGUUACUGGACUUCAGAGAAACUGGUUUAUGAUCCUGAUAAUGGAAAACUGCUCACAGAUCGUACGUGGACGUACAAGCCUCCGGGAAUCAAGGAUAUACCGGCUGAUUUCAGGGUAUAUUUCCGAAGAAAUUCUAGAAAUCCAUACGGUGUGUUACAAUCCAAAGCCACUGGAGAACCAGCAUUUUGUCUUGCAUCAGUGUUAACUCACGCGUUGAGAGAAGCAGUAAGAGCAGCUCGUUUGGAAGCUGGACAUGAUGAUGAAUGGUUUGAUAUACCAAACCCGUGCACAGUGGAGAAUAUCUUCAUGAGUAUUGGACAUAAAAUAGAUCACUUUAUUCUAAAGUAA